Molecule: messenger RNA, 1126 nt
Organism: Nelumbo nucifera (sacred lotus)
Lineage: Eukaryota; Viridiplantae; Streptophyta; Magnoliopsida; Proteales; Nelumbonaceae
Product: translation machinery-associated protein 22-like
Biological process (GO): translation reinitiation; formation of translation preinitiation complex
Molecular function (GO): translation initiation factor activity; mRNA binding
Source: RefSeq, a predicted model, not a curated record
GUGCCGCGCUAAACAGUGUCACAGCGUCGUGCUAAAACAACGAAAUGAAAGCAUCUAAGGCCAGAUGAACUGUGACGCGUCGUAGCAAAAGUGAAGUAGAAUAGUAGAUUCGCAUUCGCUGCGUUUCGUAGGAGGAAAACGGGAUCGCGGCAUAAUAAAUAGUGGCGUACGAGAGACAAAGCAUAUUCUUACAGCGAAGAGUGAGUGUGUUACAAUCACCAUCGCAACGAGUGUUCAAUUAAGCAGAAGAGUGAGUUUCAAUGGCGGAGAAACCCCAAUCAGUUCGCGUCUUAUACUGUCCGGUUUGCAGUCUCCCUGCAGAGUAUUGCGAAUUUGGACCUGAUUUUGAGAAAUGCAAGCCGUGGUUGAUUGAGAAUGCUCCUGAACUAUACCCCGAUCUUCUCAAAGACAGCAAUGACAAGGAAGCUGAUAAAGUUUCUGAGCAGCUCAAAUCGGUUGGAAUUUCUUCCAGUGGCGGUGAUGGAACUACUACUGCAGCUCCUUCGGGGGGUACCUCAACAUCUAAGCAAGAAGUAAAACGACUUCCUGGUGGGAAGAUAAAGAAGAAAGAGAAGCAAGAAGUUGUUAUUGAAAAGAUUGUGCGCAACAAGCGGAAAUGUGUCACUGUUGUGAAAGGGCUGGACCUCUUUGGUGUUAAACUAAGUGAUGCUUCAAAGAAGCUUGGGAAAAAAUUUGCGACAGGAGCAUCUGUUGUUAAGGGGCCAACUGAAAAGGAGCAAAUUGAUGUACAAGGAGACAUAGCUUAUGAUAUUGUGGAGUUCAUUACAGAGACCUGGCCUGAUGUGCCAGAAACUGCUAUUUUCUUCAUUGAAGAUGGUAGGAAGGUCGCUGCUGCUUGAGUUGGUGUCAAGGCAAGAAAGUGCUCAGUGCUGACUUAUGACUGAAUUAACAUAAUUAAACUUUUGUUGUGCCAGGGAAAUGGGGCAUCCUGUCUUCACUCCAGGCCGGUGUUUUGCACCCAAAUUUCUCUGUUUUAAGUAAAAAAACGACCACCGUUGGAUUCUAAGAGAUGAAAUCUGAUAUAAAUGUUAUAUAUUUUCUUUAUAUAUUGAUAGAUAUUAAUUUGAUAUGAUUUUCAGUUAAGAAAAGUAUGCUUGGAACUCGA